UUACCUGUCCUCGAUCCUCGUUUGAUCUGAAUACUCUAAUUUUUGCUUUAUUUAUCUUACCUUGAAUCGUUAAUAUCGAAGUUUCUAAGGUUUUGUUUGGUGAAAUUAGUCAUGGGUCUGUUAAAAUAUUUGCUCUUUUUUGGAAAAUUUAUGGGUUUUGUUUCUGCCAAGAAAUUUCAGUCAACUGCUCGCUGAUUGUUUCAUCAGUGAAUUAGUAGCCAAUUCAGGGAAGAGGGCAGAUUAUGGAUGAUAAUACAGCAAAGCUCGGAACUUUGGUUUCUGAUGGUGGACUAGUGAACGUGUACAUAUGGGACAUGGACGAGACUCUAAUCUUACUAAGAUCUCUGUUAAAUGGGACUUAUGCUGAGUCUUUUAAUGGCUCUAAAGAUGUUAAAAGAGGUUUAGAGAUUGGGAAGAAGUGGGAGGAUCACAUACUUCAGAUCUGUGACGAUUUUUUCUUCUACGAGCAAGUUGAGGAAUGCAAUGAGCCAUUUCUUGAUUCUUUGAGACAGUACGAUGACGGAAAGGAUCUUUCUGGGUAUGAUUUCAAACAAGAUGACUUUACUACUCCUACUGAUGACUUGAACAAGAGGAGACUUGCGUACAGGCAUCGAGCUGCUGCGCACAAAUAUGAAAAGGGUUUGCGUCCUUUGAUUGACAGUGAGACAAUGAGUGUAUUGGAUGAGUUGUAUAACGUAACUGAUGAAUACACAGAUGGGUGGCUUUCCUCGGCAAGGGCUUUCUUGGAGCAGUGUUCAUGUGUGCAAGAAGAGUCUGUUGAUGGAACAGGUGCAAUAGAUGAAAAUCAAAGCUCUCAGGAUGUACACAUUCUAGUGACUUCCGGGGCCCUCAUACCAAGCCUCGUGAAGUGCCUACUUUUCCGGCUAGAUACAUUCCUAAGACAUGAAAAUGUGUACAGUUCGAUAGAUGUGGGGAAGCUCCAAUGUUUCAAAUGGAUCAAGGAACGUUUCAACCACCCAAAAUUCAGAUUCUGUGCGAUCGGGGAUGGAUGGGAAGAGUGUGCAGCCGCACAGGCAAUGCAAUGGCCAUUCGUUAAGAUUGAUUUGCAACCAGAUAGCUCCCACAGAUUCCCUGGCAUAACACCUAAGACUGUGAGCUACUACUUUGCUGCUGUAUAUGGGAACUCUGAUGCUGAUACCAGCAAAUAGUAACUCUCAAAAACCUUUUUCUUUGUAAAAUAUGCAAGUAACCCAAUUGUUUAUACAUUAUUAGAGUAAGUUAAGUAUUUGGUAUUUAUAACUAAUCAGUUCCCUUGGCUUGUUCAAAUGUGUAAUCAUCUCUUUCCAAUGACAUAAGAUCAAUAUCAGCUAUUCAAAUA
Capsella rubella is the source of this 1339-nucleotide messenger RNA. RefSeq names its product eyes absent homolog 4. Bases 243 to 1169 code for a protein of 308 amino acids. Gene Ontology annotation, biological process: positive regulation of DNA repair; cell differentiation; multicellular organism development. Gene Ontology annotation, molecular function: protein tyrosine phosphatase activity. The transcript has 6 exons. Lineage: Eukaryota; Viridiplantae; Streptophyta; Magnoliopsida; Brassicales; Brassicaceae. Gene Ontology annotation, cellular component: nucleus. The record is from RefSeq and is a predicted model, not a curated record.